This is a messenger RNA of Adineta ricciae, 468 nucleotides long. NCBI's taxonomy places the organism in Eukaryota, Metazoa, Rotifera, Eurotatoria, Adinetida, Adinetidae. The record is from the annotation of a GenBank genome assembly.
AUGCUCUCGGAAGAUGAAUAUUACACGGCAUUACACCAACUACACAAUGUUCCAUCAAAAUAUCGAGGAACACAACGACAGAAUUAUCGACGACGACUGAAAAAGCAAAUCAAAGAAUAUGAAUACAACAUCAAGUACACGCAAUUCACGCCAUUACCAUACAUACCAUAUCACGUGAACCGAAAAACACCCAUACCAAUCCUACAACAACUCAUCCAAGCCGCGACAUCGUCUACCGAAUUUACACUGGAUACGGAAUCGAUGAAAGUUUACAAAGCACCGAAUCGUCCAGCACUUAUACAAGUACAAAUACUCUUACCGUACAAGUUAUCGCUCGUGGUUAUUUGUGAAAUGAUGCACUUACCCCCUCGACAAUCGGAAAGGUUCACACUGAUCGCCGAAUUCUUCAAAGCAAUCUUCACACACGACAAAUCGAUGUACAUUUGGGNUCAAAGUUUACGCGUAUAG